GUGGUGGCGCAGCCGUGCAACGUCAACCGCCGAGGCGGGACUGCACAUCACUCUGUGGGGGCGCAGGGUCUCGUCUCCCCGCGCGCUUUUAUAUGUCGCUGCCUCAAGCUGCUGGCUGCUCGCAACCCACCACUCCUCCCAUUCCUCGCCACCGGGAGCAGCCCUCGAAGCUGAUUGCAGCUCCCGCGGUCAUGGCGAGCAAGAUGAGCAAAAGGCUCACGGGCUUCCUGCACAGAUCCAAAACAACGGCAGGCUCAAACUCCCAAGCAGAAUCCAGUCACUCCAUAGACGACAUCGACGUCGAUCAUGCCCCCACCGACUCCCCCGAAGCUCGCGUCACUCGAGCCAUUCGCCUCUUCUGCGAGUCGGGAAGCACCUCAAACGGCGGUGAGGAGGUGCUGCAGCUCCCGGAGAUCGUGGAGGCCGCCGAAUCCUCUCCCCACGCCGCCAAAGCUGCUUCGCAACAAAUCCGACGGUUCAUGGGACGCGAGUGGGCCGUCAAGCCUUAUGUGCAGUACAACUCGGUCAUGCUCAUCCGCAUCCUGACCGACAACCCCGGCCCGAGCUUCUCGCGCAACUUUGACAAGACGUUCGUCGAGACGAUCAAGGAGGUGUUGCGGAAUUGCAAGGAUGGGAGCACACAGCAGAUAUUACGAGAGACUUUGGAUUCGUUGGAGGCGAACAAAUCCUAUCAAGAGGGGAUGGAGGGACUGAUUCAGAUGUGGAGGAAAGAGAAGGGACAUGGGGCCAGUUUGUCACAACAGGGCGGGAGGGGCUUGCAGCUACACCCGCAGCCACAGGCACCUCCAAAUGGUUGGCAGUAUGGCCAGCAGCAACGGGCGCCGAGACAAGAGCCCCGCCCCCGACAAUUGCCUUCCCAGGUUGAGCUCGCGAGUAGGAUAGAGGAGGCCAAGAACACCGCCAAGAUCCUGCUGCAGCUGGUCCAGUCAACACCUCCGGAGAACUUGCUGAACAACGAUCUGGUCCGCGAGUUCUCGGAUCGCUGCGUGAACGCGCAACGCUCGAUGCAGGGCUACAUUUCCGCCGACAACCCGCCGCCAGAGGACGAGGUCAUGCUCACGCUGAUUGAAACGAACGAACAACUCAGCCUUGCUACCAGCCGCUACCAGAGAUCCCUUCUCAAUGCAAGGAAAGCAAUGGGCGUCAGUCCGAGCCCGAAUGCGGACGCGGUGCAAAACAAUCCUGGAGGCGUUGCCGAGCCUCCGCCGCGCAAACCGGUCUCCGAUCAGACUGGGUUCGCUGCACCUCCUCGCUCUCCCCCACAAGCACGACCGGACGACAGUGCAUUUGGAUACGCUGGUGGAGCGUUCCAGGCACCAACUGCAUCACCAACACACCGAUCUUCCGGCCCGGGCGCAUUCUCCAACGCCGGCGCGACCACGAACGGAGCGUACGUUCCAGCUCCACCAAGCCCUCCCACAGCAAUGCUCGCGCGUCUCAAUUCGCGCGACGGACAGACAUCGCCCAAGCCGUACGAGCCCGAAGGCGCCAGUAACCCCUUUGCCGACCCUGUGGAGCACGAAGCCAACCCAGCACCAGCGAUGUACGCCUCAAAUCCGAACAACACCUACCCUCCUUCCCUCCCACGCCAAAACCAACAAUCCUCGCAACCCUUCACCGUCGAUUUCGGCGCUGCAAAUGGUGCCAAAGGACACGCGCAGCAUCCCAGCCUCGACGACUCGAAUUUUUACUCGGCCACCCCGGUCCGUACCCGCUUUCCUCCUAGUUCUAACUCCACCACGAACGUCAGUCCGCCCUCCAGUCCAAGCAGCCCCCAACAACUACGACCUUAUCAAAGCGGCCCUCCGACCGUCUCGUAUCUGGGUCGACAGGCGUCAGCUGUAGACCAUUUGACCAUGCAUGGGGGUAACGUGUCAGAGAUUGAUGGGCAUUCGGAGGUCGGGAGGGUCCCUGUCGCUGCUGAGGAGCCGCAGGAGCCGGCGUUUGGGGGUUUGCGGCGGAGAGAGACGGAUGGGAGUGAGGGGGGCAGUGCGUAUAAUGUUACACCUACGCGGACGAGAGCGUGAGGUCAUAUCACAGAUGUGUGAAGCGAGAUAGAUGAGAGCUUUGGGUUACGUGAUUGAGAGCGGGCGAUGGAGAUACCACUUUUUGCUUUGUUUUGCGUGAGGCGGCAUGCUAUUAGGGUUGACAAUCUACGGAUUUCUGCACAAUGCAAUGCCAAGUUCUUGCUCGACGAUCUGCCUGACAAUGCCGGAGGAGGUGGAGAGGAGGUAUUGGCCUGACGUUGCAUUUCACCAGAUUGCCAACCUUCAUCACAUCCAAGUAACAAACCCCACAUAUACCUUUCUUCCACUGUCACCCACGCUCCUCACAA
This is a messenger RNA of Neohortaea acidophila, 2356 nucleotides long. RefSeq lists its product as uncharacterized. The record is from RefSeq and is a predicted model, not a curated record. Lineage: Eukaryota; Fungi; Ascomycota; Dothideomycetes; Mycosphaerellales; Teratosphaeriaceae. The transcript is spliced from 2 exons. Bases 93 to 2048 code for a protein of 651 amino acids. Gene Ontology annotation, molecular function: ubiquitin binding; phosphatidylinositol binding.